ACGGAGUGAGAGGACUCAAGGCUCUCGGUGUAAGAGACCUCACUUAUCGACUGGCGUUUCUAGCAUGUGCUGUACAACAGACACAGCCCGGGGUGAGUAUAAUUAUGUACCUCCAUUUAUUCCUCCAGCCUAAUCAUGUAUAACCAAACCCCACAGUUCUUAAUUCUAGCUGUUUUCUUGAGUGUCUAUAGACGAAGCAGGACCACGCCUCCUGUACACGUUGCGUUAGACAAUGGGUUUAGUGGCCGUGACCUGACAGGGGAGGAUCAAACAGCAGAGAGUAUUCGUAAGCAGAUGACCGAUGCCGAGUGGUCACGUAUCUACGAGAUGAGUCAGGAUAAAAAUCUUUACCAGAACCUCAUCAACUCACUUUUUUUCAUCAGAUCUAAAUUGAAUUUGAUACGAUGUAUUUCACCUACGUAUCUUCAUCCCCAGUCAGCCGCCAUUACUGAUCUUCAUUGUACGUUCUCCCCUUCAGGCAACGAUGAGGUGAAGCGAGGUGUUCUACUGAUGCUGUUCGGUGGUGUUCCUAAGACAACUAUGGAGGGGACUCAUCUCCGUGGGGACAUCAACGUGUGCAUCGUGGGGGACCCGUCCUGUGGCAAGAGCCAGUUCCUCAAGAGAGUGGAGGAGUUCAGUCCUCGUGCAGUGUACACUAGUGGCAAGGCCUCGACAGCAGCUGGACUCACAGCUGCCGUGGUCAAGGAUGAGGAGAGUCACGAGUUUGUUAUAGAGGCUGGCGCUCUCAUGCUCGCUGACAAUGGAGUUUGUUGUAUUGACGAGUUUGACAAGAUGGACCUCAAAGACCAAGUAGCCAUUCAUGAAGCCAUGGAGCAACAGACCAUCUCAAUCACCAAGGCUGGUGUCAAGGCAACCCUCAAUGCUCGUACAUCCAUCCUAGCUGCGGCUAAUCCGAUUGGUGGUCGCUAUGACCGGUCAAAAUCACUCAAGAUGAACAUUCAGCUCACUGCCCCCAUUAUGUCGCGCUUUGACCUCUUCUUCAUCAUAGUGGACGAGUGUAACGAGGUGACUGACUAUGCCAUCGCUAGGCGUAUUGUGGACCUCCACAGUCACAAGACAGAGGCAGUGGAGCGUGUCUAUUCCCUCGUGAGUGGUGCGGAG
This is a messenger RNA of Halichondria panicea, 1122 nucleotides long. Its product is annotated as maternal DNA replication licensing factor mcm6-like. The annotation marks the transcript as partial. Gene Ontology annotation, cellular component: nucleus; MCM complex. Gene Ontology annotation, biological process: double-strand break repair via break-induced replication; mitotic DNA replication. Gene Ontology annotation, molecular function: single-stranded DNA binding; ATP binding; single-stranded 3'-5' DNA helicase activity. Lineage: Eukaryota; Metazoa; Porifera; Demospongiae; Suberitida; Halichondriidae. The transcript has 5 exons. The record is from RefSeq and is a predicted model, not a curated record.